GACCUAAAGUCAACCUUCACCAUACAGGAACUCAUGCUUCUUCUGAACCACUUUUGACGGAUUUGAAAUGUCUAAUUAAUUCUUACACUUUAUCGAUCCAUUAGAAAAACAUAGUUUUUCCUUAGAAAAGAAGACAAACCUUUAAAGAAGAGAAAUAAAGGAUACUCUGAGAAGACAGGAUGGAACCGUUGACAAGCAUUGACGGCUCUGACUCUGACUAUGAGUACGAGUAUGACGAUUACCUGGACAACAGCACCAUGUGUGACUACUCUGAAUGGACACCAUCCUACUCAGUCAUCCCGGUCCUCUACAUGCUCAUCUUCAUCCUGGGCCUCUCUGGCAACGGCGUGGUCAUCUUCACUGUGUGGAGGGCUCAGGCCAAGCGACGGACGGCUGACAUCUACAUCGGUAACCUGGCCAUGGCUGACCUGACCUUCGUGUUGACUCUUCCCUUGUGGGCGGUGUACACGGCCCUGGGCUACCACUGGCCCUUUGGCGUGGCCCUUUGCAAGAUCAGCAGCUACGUGGUCCUCCUCAACAUGUACGCCAGCGUCUUCUGCCUCACCGCCAUGAGCUUUGACCGCUACCUGGCCAUCGUCCACUCUCUGUCCAGCAGCCAGCUCCGCACCCGAAGCCACAUGCAGGCCUCCCUGAUGGCCAUCUGGCUCCUGUCCGGCCUGCUGGCCGCCCCCACGCUCAUCUUCCGCACUACCAAGAAGGACAUGAGCACCAGCCGGGUCUCCUGUGCCAUGGAUUUUAGCCUGGUGGUGGGCGGGGACAGUCCAGUGACGGCCAUGGAUUUCCACAUGGGCAAUCGGUCCGACUUGUACAACAAACACCUGGAGUCCAUUUGGAUCGCCGGGCUCAGCAUCUCGUCCUCGGCCCUGGGCUUCCUGCUGCCCUUCCUGGCCAUGAUGGUGUGCUACUGCUUCAUCGGCUGCACGGUGACGCGUCACUUCAACAGCCUGCGCAAGGAGGACCAGAGGAAGCGGCGCCUGCUGAAGAUCAUCACCACACUGGUGGUGGUGUUCGCCGCUUGCUGGACGCCCUUCCACGUGCUGAAGAGUGCCGACGCCCUCUCCUACCUGAACCUGGCCCCGAACACCUGUGUCUUCCUCCGCUUCCUGCUGCUGGCCCACCCGUACGCCACCUGCCUGGCCUAUGUCAACAGCUGCCUGAACCCCUUCCUGUAUGCCUUCUUCGACCUGCGCUUCCGCUCCCAGUGCCUCUGCCUGCUCAACCUGAAGAAGGCCAUGCACGCAAGCCCGGCCUGCUCCCUGUCCUCCCAGAAGACGGAGGCCCAGUCGCUGGCCACCAAGGUGUGACGUUUAUGCCUGGGUCAGGGCACAGGAGACGGACACGGAGCGGAGGGAGUGUGUCCGCAGACGCCCUGUCCUAAACUGCCCCCGCUGUCACCUGAACACUGCAGGUGAACCUCUGACUUCUGAGGUUCAUGAUACCAGUACCUGUCCAGAAAAUAUUUGUGGAUGUCAACAUCCAGUCGCGCCUUACUGUGGACCAACUGACUGAAGGAACUGACGCCGAGUCAGUCUUCUGACUGUAAUCACGUUCACUGAUGUCCUCUGAGCUCACUCAUAGUGAUUGGGAGGUUUGUACAAACCCCUCGAACUGCUUGAUAAAGGGGACCAAGCUCCCGGCCAGGGUGAUGGAAACCAGACCCCAGACAUUUUGGAAAGUGUUGAAUGUAUUUCAAAGGGUCAAAAGAUGUUUAGAUUGUUCCCCCUGGUCUCCUGAGGACUCGGGUUUGGGGUCCCAUGGUGCUGGCUUGUUACACUGGAGGAGUCUAUUAUUAAUGCAUUUGUACAAUGUUCUUGUUUUGUUUUGUAAGCACUUGCUCAUUGGAAAGAGGUGAGACGCCUUUCUCUGGAAAAGGGGAGAUGCUCUCUUAUCUGCCUCAUUAAAGCCAGUAAAGGAAAUGGUGUUGAAGGGGGUGAAAUUGGAGGGGCUCCCAGAUGGACAGAUGGCAGCUGACAAAUGUUGUCAACGAGGCUGCUCUGACAGAUUAAAUUCUGGUGUGUAUGUGUGAGUGUGUGAGUGUGUGUGUUUGUGUGUUUGUGUAGACAUGAGUCCUUUUAUUGAAUUUAAAUUGGGGAAGACAUGAAUGAACUGGUCUUUAUUAGACAAGGAUGAGAAUACAUGCUCUAUAAUGCUUUUAUGUUUGUUAU
Molecule: messenger RNA, 2186 nt
Organism: Esox lucius (northern pike)
Lineage: Eukaryota; Metazoa; Chordata; Actinopteri; Esociformes; Esocidae
Gene: aplnrb
Product: apelin receptor b
Exons: 1
Coding region: 180-1325 (381 amino acids)
Biological process (GO): immune response; G protein-coupled receptor signaling pathway
Cellular component (GO): membrane
Molecular function (GO): G protein-coupled receptor activity
Source: RefSeq, a predicted model, not a curated record